Molecule: messenger RNA, 745 nt
Organism: Saccostrea cuccullata (small rock oyster)
Lineage: Eukaryota; Metazoa; Mollusca; Bivalvia; Ostreida; Ostreidae
Product: cysteine-rich protein 2-binding protein-like
Exons: 6
Source: RefSeq, a predicted model, not a curated record
UUUGCUGUGAAUUUCGAUAUUAUAAUCAUUUCUGUAAUUUCAGACAUUUGGAGAGAUGUUUGAUAAAGACUGAGAAUGGCAGAGUUGGAGACAUCAGAACUGACGUGUUAUUGUAAUGCUGUGUGUAUUGAAGAUGAUUCUCCCUAUCUCAAGUGUCAAGUUUGUGAGAAGAGGUUUCACAUUGAGUGUUUAAAGUCUGGUACCCCUUCCUCUAUGGUUGGCGAUGUUUUCUUCAAUCUGACAUGCUCCAGUUGUGCAGAAGAUGGUCAAGAAGAAGUAAAGAGAAUGAAAAUGCAGUGGACACAGGUAGUGUACCUGGCCCUAUACAAUCUCCAGACCCUGGGACAGUCUGGGAAGUGUGGCUACUAUAGGUGGAAAGAACACAUCUGUGCCUACAUAGACAGACACUGGAAUGCUUUGUUUGGGUCACAUAGGAAGAAGACCACCCUGUGGCAUGGGACUGUAGCGGGAACAUUAUCCUCUGGAUGUCCCCAUCACUUUACGUCCGGUGCUAAUGAACUUGGGGAGACAGGCUGGUGGAGGCUAACUACAAUGAAGCCUCCCUAUGUCAAGAAAGUGAGCACCACCUCUGUGUCCACCCCAAAGUCCAACAGACGGAGAGGACCAGUGCUGGACACCACAGUGAAGGUAGAGGGUCUGAGGAGCCGUAGGGGGAAAACGUCCAUAGAGUCUGCCAUGGAGCUCAAGGCAAAGAGGGAAACUCUGCUGGUGAGUAAAUAUAGCU